AUGGCCAGCUACGCCGGGACCGACUGCAGCGGCACUCCGUACUCUGUGAGCGCCAACGAAGAGGACACGGACGAGGAUUGUACGGAACUGUCAUGCUACGACUAUGGAGUCGAGUCGGGCUCGGGCUCUUACCUGGAAGAAGGCUGCGAGACCUUCGACUCCGCAGACGGCUAUCCGGCAUGGGGGAACUGUGCGGGCUCGUACUACAAGAACCAGAGCAACUACGUCAUCGGCAAGUUGAACACGACCGACGGGUCGGCUUCGCUCCAAAUAUUCAACGAGACCAAGUGUCUUUUGACCUCGUUGUUCGACACCUUUACCGCCACCAAGGAGACGCUUGAUAGCCACUCGUGUGGCGCGAAUGACUUGAAAUGGUAUAGCAGCUUCGACGACCAGACCAGCUCCAACGGGUCCACUUCGGACGAUGCUGGUAGCAGUGGAAUCAGUACCGGGGCUAUCGUUGGGAUCAUUUGCGGCUGUGUGGUGGUUCUGCUGGUACUUGUCGGCAUCUUUAUCUGCCCCACAGACGACGAUCGAAGGGGAAGCGCGGGGGACAGUUGA
Molecule: messenger RNA, 561 nt
Organism: Phytophthora sojae
Lineage: Eukaryota; Oomycota; Peronosporomycetes; Peronosporales; Peronosporaceae
Exons: 2
Coding region: 1-561 (186 amino acids)
Source: RefSeq, a predicted model, not a curated record